Messenger RNA from Tilletiaria anomala UBC 951, 669 nucleotides. RefSeq lists its product as uncharacterized. Gene Ontology annotation, cellular component: nucleolus. Gene Ontology annotation, biological process: endonucleolytic cleavage to generate mature 5'-end of SSU-rRNA from (SSU-rRNA, 5.8S rRNA, LSU-rRNA); endonucleolytic cleavage in 5'-ETS of tricistronic rRNA transcript (SSU-rRNA, 5.8S rRNA, LSU-rRNA); small-subunit processome assembly. Lineage: Eukaryota; Fungi; Basidiomycota; Exobasidiomycetes; Georgefischeriales; Tilletiariaceae. Gene Ontology annotation, molecular function: RNA binding. The annotation marks the transcript as partial. The transcript has 4 exons. The record is from RefSeq and is a predicted model, not a curated record.
GUCCUCAAACCGUUGAGCAAAGAAGAUCUUGAGCGCUUCGAGCGCAAACAACGCAAAAAGGGCGUGAUCUACAUUUCGCACUUGCCUCAUGGCAUGACCGUACCUAAGGUCAAGCAUCUACUCGGAAGCUUUGGAGAGGUGGAGCGGAUAUUUUUGCAGGAUGGGACGCUUCGAGCUGGCGAGAAGCGUGAGUCUCUUUCCUUUACCCGCUCUUGCAAGCGCACCACCGCACACUUCACCGAAGGCUGGGUAGAGUUCAGCAGCAAGCGCAUCGCCAAGACCGUUGCAGAGAUGCUCAAUGCGCAGCCGAUCGGCGCGGCGGCGGUCACGCGCAGUAGCAUGCGCUCCAAGAAUGGUCCGGGAAAGGGCCGCAACAGCAAGAGGUUCAAGGAUGACGUGUGGACGAUGAAGUACCUGCCGGGGUACAAGUGGCACAUGCUGACCGAGCAGCUUGCCAACGAGCGCGCCUCACGCACCGCGCGCCUGCGUACCGAGCUCUCGCAGUCCGCCUUUGAGCAGAAGGACUAUUUGCGCAAGGUUGAGCGCGCGCGCAUCAUGCAGGACAAAGCAGAGCGGCGUGCUCAGAAGAGCAGGCGUGAGCCAGAACGCGACGGCAAACGUGUACGGACGUUUAAGCAACGUGCGCCUGUCUUCAAGGAUGUCAGGGAC